GUCUGGCAUACAGUGGACGCUCAAUAAAUAGUUGCCGGAGAAAGGACCAUCAAUGUAAUUGCUCUCCGCGGGCUCCCCACUAGGGCACAAGCCUCCAUGGCCGCAAUAAAUGGCCUCGCAUCGCACACACGCAGUCCUUGCCGUGGAUACAGCGCGUGAGCUCAGGCCCAAGAGGCGCAGCUACCCCCACUACGCACGCGUAUUCACAGGUGGAAUCCACACACCCGGCCAACAUCGUUCUGCGCAAGGUCUUUUUGAGUUAGCGCGCAAAGCUUGGGGAGCCUUUCUAGCUCGGCCAGGGGGCGUGGCUCCUGGCGCAUGUUGAUAGCAACAUCUCGGCGCCCGGAAGCCCAGUGGCGGCCUCAGUGCUUGAGGCGUGCGACGCUGUGGACCCCACAGUAUUCUUUGCAGGGGACGAGACUCGGGUUAUGCUGGAGGACGGAACAAGCCCUGGGGCAAAGGUGCCAGCAGCUGACUUGGUGCUCAUCUCAGCUGCCCACCAUGGCCUGGGGGCUGCCCAGCACCGCCAGCCUGGCGCGCUUCUGCCAGAAACUGAACCGGCUGAAGACACUGGAGGAGCCCACCAGGGAGACGUCGCUGAGGCGCCACCUGACUACACUGGACCUUACCCUUCAAGGUGUGGGUGGUAUGGUUGGCUUAGGCCUCUACAUCCUCACAGGCACUGUGGCCAAGUGGAUGGCUGGCCCUGCAGUGCUUGUGUCCUUCAGCGUGGCUGCCGUGGCCUCCCUGCUCACAGCCCUAUGCUAUGCAGAGUUUGUAGUGCGUGUGCCCUGCAGGGGCUCUUCCUACCUGUUCACCUAUGUGUUCACGGGCGAGCUGUGGGCCUUCCUCGUUGGCUGGAUCGUGCUCAUCCAGUGGCUCAUUGGUGUAGCUGCCAUGGCCCGCGUCUGGAGCAGCUACCUGGACGUCAUCUUUAGCUACCGCAUCCGCAGCUUCACCGAGGCCCAUGUGGGCAUCUGGCAGGUGCCCUUUCUGGCCCAGUACCCAGACUUCUUGGCUGCUGGCAUCAUACUUUUGUUCUUGGCUUUCGUCUCCUGUGGAGGUCGUGUCUCUUCCUGGGUCAACCACAUCUUCUCCGCCAUCAGUCUCAUCGUCAUCCUCUUCAUCAUCAUCCUGGGGUUUGUCCUGGCCCACCCACACAACUGGAGUGCUGAGGAGGGCGGCUUUGCACCCUUCGGCUUCUCCGGCAUCAUGACUGGCGCCGCCACCUGCUUCUAUGCCUUUGCAGGCUUUGGUGCCAUUGCUGCCUCCAGUGUUGAGGCCCGGAACCCAAAGCGAACAGUGCCUAUGGCCCUUGCCAUCUCAGUUGGUGUAGUGGCUGGCGCCUACAUCCUCGUCUCCACAGUCCUCACACUCAUGGUGCCCUGGCACAACCUGGACCCUGACUCAGCACUCGCUGAUGCCUUCCAUCAGCAGGGCCAUAGCUGGGCAGCCUUCAUCGUGGUGGCUGGUGCAAUCUGUGGUUCCCAUGGUGCCCCUGACUCCCGCCCUGAGCAUCCUCCUCAACGUCUUCCUCAUGCUGCACCUGAGCUAUGUGACCUGGCUGGGCUUCUCCAUCUGGUUGUUGAUCGGACUCGUGGUGUAUUUUGGCUACGGCAUCAGGCACAGCAAGGAGAACCAGCAGGAGCGGCCCAGGUUGAUGGCCACACACAGCAGCCUGAAGAUGGUGCCAGCCCUGCAGCCCCCCAGCCAGGCACCGGCCCAAGAGCCUGGCCACAUGGAGGAGCCAACCAGUCCAUGAGGACCACUGGGGCUUCUCUGCCCUCCCCCACCUUCUCAGGAGGCCAAAAGAACUGGCAGUCCCUCUAUCUGGGGCAGCUCGGGUUUUCACACCUUGCCAUGCUGGGGGGUCCUCAGAACAUCAGCCCAGGUGCUGAGCUUCGAGUCUGUGGGAGUGGGCCAUGGCCACUGCUCGUGUGGUGAACUCUGCCCAGCGCCAUCCAGUUUAUGACCAAGUCCAGCUACCUGGGCAUGUGGAGUAGGGUGGGCAGGGAAGAGGCCUGAGCCCCAGGGACCCAUAAUAAUAACAGGUCGGCCAGCCAUGUGGCCUGCUGCUGUGUCCACUGUGGGGGUCUUUGUGAUCCUGAGUCCUUACCUGUCCCCAGGAAGUAGAUGAUUAUCUCCAACCUAUAGCACAUUUGCCGAGGUUCUGUAAGGUGAGGGUGCCAGCCCUGGGACGGCCCUGAGUCAGGGACAUGGCCAGACCUGGGUCCCAGGAUUCCGCCCUCAGGCCAGUGCCCUCUGCCCAGCACAGGGGGGAGCUACACACACCAGGCACAGGGUGGGGCCAGGCUCCCUCCAAGGCUCCCCACAUGUCCCUUGGGGGCAGAUAUAGAAAGCAGAGCCUGGACCCCAAGGAGGCCACUUAGAAAGGGCAGGGCAGUUCUGGGCUCCCUCGGUUUCCCAGGGCUCCCAGAAAGCAGGGCAUGUCCUGAUCCCUGCCCCGGAUGGAGAGACCCCCUGCCCGGGCACAUGCAUCUCUCAGGCACAGGCCCACAUGGUGCACACAGUACCCUACAUGGGCGUGCAGACUAAGACAGCAGCUGUUUCCCAGCCCAGGGCUGCCCGCAGCUUCCAGCGGCCUCUCUCCCUGCUGCCCCCUCAGGGCUUUGUGACAAAGGCUCGGGAUGGGACACACACGGGGAGGUGGGUGCACAAGCACCUGGACCUGCUCCAGGGACCUUCAGCUCACCUGGUGGUGAUGGAGCCCCAUCUUUGGGGGUCCCCAGGCCCCUGAGAGGGCUUGGCUUCUGCAGUCCCAUCCCUCCCCACUCCUGACCAUAGGCCCAGGACACAGGGAAAUUCUCCAGCAGGCAGGACUCAGGUCCCUGGAGGAUUCCAGAGCCAGAACCAGGCCAGCCUACUGGGGUUUCCAUGUCCUCUGUUACGAACAUUCCCUCCAGCCCCUGGGCUGCAGCUGGGGUUUGGUCAGAGCGUGGUCCUCGGGCAGUUGCCUCAGGCUGGGGUGGCAGCUGUUCAGGCGUAUUCUCAGGUGUGACCUUGGGCAGCAGUGACAUGUGUGCAGAUAUACAGCCUCCCCACCCUAUGAAUCCCAGGAAGCCUGGUGAGCAGGUUCCAGGGCAUUGGGCUGGUGUCACCAAGGAGACAGACAGAGGGUCCCAAAGGACCCCAUGCCCACCAACAACCCCUCUACCCAGCUCCCCAUCCCAGCCAUCCACAGCCAAAGGGCUGCCACCAGGAAGGUGCUGGUGCUCAUCAGCUGAGAAGGUAUGGGCCCAAGAGGUGCCUGUACCUUUGCCUGGGGUACUAGGGGGUCAGAGCAUCUGCCACCACACUCCUCACUUCAUGGAUGAGGCCCAGAGCUGGGAGAGGCCAUGCCCUGGGAACCCAGCACAGAGCAGCUGCCACAGCUCCUCCUGCCAGGCUGCCUUCUCCCUGGCCUUGGACUCUGGCUGCACAGACACCACUGCGGGGCAGCUGAGAGGGCAGGGCCUCUCCCUGUGAGGGGGGUGCCGGCAGGGGGAGGAGGGCUGGGAGCCAGGCAGGGCCAAAGUGACCACAGCCAGUGUGGUGGACAGCUGGAGAGCGGGGAACUGCUGGGAACACUGGAGACGGAGCCUGGGAGAGCGUCUCCAGCCCCAGCCCCAGCCGGAGCCCCACUGGACCAGGGCCCUGCAUCUGUUCCCUGCAGUCUGUACACGAAACUGGCUUCUGUGGGCCCCUGCCGGGGCUGGAGCUGGGGGAGGGACAGGCUGCCUGGAAGCUGAAGAGUGGAAUUCUCCCCCACCCCUGCCCUGGUCCUGCCAGGGCUUCAGCUGUGAGUCCCCAAGGUGGGGCACUGACCCUUCCCAGCCCCCAACACCCAAUGAGCAGAGAAAGGCUACAGGCCUCAGGAAUGGGCCAGCAAGUGGGUGCCAGGCCCCCGGUGACAGUGUCCAGCUCCCAGCAGCAGUAGUGGGGGCAGGUGCUGGGCCCCCUCUAAGGCACCUGGGCAGCCGGAUGUUGGGGAAGCCACCUGUCUGCUCAGGGUUGUCAGUUCCCUUCGGGGCCUUUGCCUGCAGAUGAGGACAGCAGGACGGGGCUCCAUCCACCACCCGCCAAAGUGUAGCCCAGGGUCAGGCAGGCCCGCAGUGCCCUCCUCAUGCUUGGUCCUGCAGUAGAAAUGGGCUUCUCCAUCCACAUACAACAGCAACAGGUCACAGAAGAAGGUGAUCUGGGAGAGGCAGGGCAGACCCACGGCCUGACCCCAACCUACCAUCCCACCACCUACACAGCCCUCAUCCCGAGACUCAAUGUCAGCACAGGGGGCUCUGGGGGGCUUUCGGGGGGCACAUGCUUACCAGCAGCCAGAGGGACCCACAAUGGCCAGACUCACCACACCCAGCCGGGCUGCUCCAGACCCCAGAGUGAGGGUUGUGGGGAUGAGCCCGAACUUCCCUGCCUGAGAGAGACCUGGGCUGAGCCUCUCUGCCUGUGGCUGUCACUCCCUCCCAACACUCACCCCUGCCUGCCCACACCUGUCCUGGCCUGACCCUUACCUGUCUACUGAUGAGGAUGUUGAGCAGAUCCCGUAGAGCUGAGCAGGCUCCGGGCCUCCACGCCUGAGGCCUCCCCCUGGUGAGUGGCUGUCCUGGGGCAGGAGAGAGUCCAGUGGCUGCUCUGCCCACUCCUGGGUGGCCUGGCACUCACAGGCCUCAUCUUACUCAUCCACUGACUCCAUCCACCCCAGCCCAAGUCCUGGGUCUCAGCCCUGUGUCAUUGCUGAGGACACAGGGGACAAGCAAGCUGGGACCUGCCUCUCAGAAGCUCCCUGCCUGCUGAGGGGAUGGGGACAGAAGGCUCCCUAAACAGACACAGGCAGUGGGGGUGGGGAAGGUGGGGAAGCCUGGGGCUGUGGGGUCCAGAGAGGAGCAUGUGCUCUCCCCUGGGAGCCUGGGAAGACUUCCUGCCGGGAGCCCCUCAGGCUGGAUUCCCAGGGCUCAGGGAGGAGCUCUAAGGAGAUACAAGGGUGGGGAGAGCCCAGAGGGAGGGGAACAGGGCAUGGGCAGGUCCAGCCCCACAUGGUUGCAUAGAGCUGGGAGGCCAGUGAAGCCAGGCCAGGAGGGCCCAGAGGGCAGUGUCAUGGGCAUCACCUCCAGGCCUGGUGGCUGUGUGCAUGUCUGCAUGAGGAUGAUGAGGGGGCAGAAGGAUGGGACAGGUCUGCUUAGGAGACUUAAAGACACGACAAUUCAUGCAACGCAAGAGCCUUGAGUGCACCUUGGGUUGGAAAAUAAAAGAUUUAGGAUUAUUGGCACAGCUGGGGAAAUUUAAAUAUUAGAUUUAUCUGCCAAUGUUAAAUUUCCUGAGUGUGACAAGAGGACAGCGGUCACCUGGGGAAGGUCCUCAUUCUCAGGACAGCGUUGAGAGGGGUGUGUCCAGAUAUCUGCCACUUACUUUCCAACGGUUUUCUUUGAAAUCCAUCUAAAUAUAUCCAGCUCUCUCUAGAGAGGGAGAGAGAAAACAAAUGGGACAGAAUGGUGAAAAAAAUAAAUAAAAAUAAUCAUGAUGAACCCAGA
Messenger RNA from Equus caballus (horse), 5537 nucleotides. NCBI's taxonomy places the organism in Eukaryota, Metazoa, Chordata, Mammalia, Perissodactyla, Equidae. The record is from RefSeq and is a predicted model, not a curated record.